This is a messenger RNA of Prinia subflava (tawny-flanked prinia), 1516 nucleotides long. It is a transcript of the gene CYTIP, whose product is annotated as cytohesin 1 interacting protein. The transcript has 8 exons. Gene Ontology annotation, cellular component: cell cortex. The record is from RefSeq and is a predicted model, not a curated record. Gene Ontology annotation, biological process: regulation of cell adhesion. NCBI's taxonomy places the organism in Eukaryota, Metazoa, Chordata, Aves, Passeriformes, Cisticolidae. Gene Ontology annotation, molecular function: protein binding. Bases 105 to 1151 code for a protein of 348 amino acids.
GAGCUCGCCCCGAGUCCCGGGCCACGGGCCACGGCACAGCGCUCGCCCCGAGCCCCGGGCCACGGCACAGCGCCCGCCCCGAGCCCCGGCCCCAGCCCCUGGCCAUGGCCCUGCGGCGGCUCCUGCAGCCCAGCGCGGGCAGCAGCCCCGCGGGCGGAGAGCUGGCGCUGCCCGCGGACGGCAGGAGGAUGCAGCACCUGGCCAGCACGGUGGGGACCCUGCCCCGCGGGCGCAGACAGCUCGCCUUGGCCAGAUCCAGCUCCUCGGGCGACUCCUCCAAGCCACAGAGGCACCUCGUUGCUAUACUGAAAGAAGAUAGAGAGACGUUUGGGUUUGAAAUCCAGACUAUUAGGUUUACACACCACAAUGAUUUCUCCCUGGAGGUGUGCACUUGUGUCUGCAGAAUCCAAGAGGAAAGCCCUGCCCAUCUCUCCGGCCUUCAGACUGGGGACAUCCUCACCAGCAUCAACGGUGUGAGCAUCGAGGGCUUCGGUCACAAGCAAAUAGUGGAGUUGAUAAAGUCCUCAGGGAACUAUUUGAGGCUGGAGACCAUCAAUGGGGCCCUGCUGCUGAGGAAAAUGGAGCUGGAGACCAAACUGCAGGCUCUCAAGCAGGCGCUGCACCAGCGGUGGGGGGAGCUGCGGGCGCUGCUGGCCCGGGAGCGGCUCCUGCUGCACGGGGAGGUGAACGAGAACGCCCUGCUGGGCGCGCCGGAGCUGCCGGAGCCCGGCCCGUGCGGUGGCUGCAGCUCGCCCGGCCCCUUCUCGCCAGCCAAGCCCCGCUUCUCCAGCGAGAGCAGCUCCCGCAGCCGGCUCAGCUCCAUGACCGUGGGCAGCGAGGACAGCUUCUUCCAGGGCAGCGCCUUCGAGGACUCGGCCGCGGAGAGCCUGAGCCGCCAGUCCAGCGCGGAUGACGAUUGCGUGUUCCCCAGGGAUGGGGACGGGGCCGCCGCCAGGAGCUCCCUGCGCAGGAACCGCAGCAUCAGCCUGGCCAGCAGCGGCUCCGCGUCCCCGCUCUGGGAGAGCAGCAGCUACUCCAGCAGCUUUGGGACCCUCCCGCGGAAAAGCAGGAGAGCCAGCGUUCGGAAGCACCUUUUGAAAUUCAUCCCGGGCUUUCACCGGGCAGUAGAAGAGGAAGAAAGUCGGGUCUGAUGUCACACGUGUCACCUCGGUGUCACCUGGGCUCUCGUGCUGGCUGAGGCUGCCGCUGGCCGGGGCACGGUGCAGGGCCCCGCAGGGCACUGCCCCAGAGAACAGCACUGAUGAGAUUCACAUGGCUCUGGAGCUUUAAUUAUUUUCAUUUUUAAUCAGACCACGCUGUGGACUUCUUCAUUAAUGUGAAAAAUGAGUGACUCCAAAAUGUGAAGAACCUUUGCAGAGCUUCCUCAGCGAACUUUACUGUUAAUAACAGUUUUUAAUUGAAUGCAAAAUUGAUAGCUAUUUAUUUCCUGUUACCGGAGUCAGUGUCUUCCAAAGGUCUUUAAUAAAAUGAGUGCUUCUACUAAAACCAGUUGCAG